Messenger RNA from Chironomus riparius, 1249 nucleotides. The record is from the annotation of a GenBank genome assembly. NCBI's taxonomy places the organism in Eukaryota, Metazoa, Arthropoda, Insecta, Diptera, Chironomidae.
AAAAAAACCUCCACAUUUGAAACUUUUUCAGAUUUUUUUGUAAACAAGAACUUCGAAGUCCAGUCUAGCAUUUAAAGUCUAAUCAUCAAUGGAGAAUCUCUGUCGUUUGUGCUCAUCGCAAUCUCCAACAUCCACUUCAGUAUUCAGCAUCAAGAAUGGUCGCUUACUUCUCGAUAUGAUAACAAUAAUUUGUCCUGUAAAAAUUGACAUUUCUGACACUUUACCAAAGACAAUUUGUAGUUUAUGUUUACGGAUUGUGCUGGAUGCUGUGGACCUUCGAGAACGAAGUAUUUUGAGUGAUUUAAGUUUAAGGACACGAUGUCUUGGUGGAAAAUUUGUGGAUGUGUCAAAGACAAUUGAAAACUAUAGAAAUAAUUAUGAUGGAAGUGAAAAACGGCAUCUGGAUGAGUUAAAGUCCCGAAAAAGUCAAGAUCCUUCAAAUUUUUCAAUUCCAACAGAUCCAAUAAAAAUUGAGGAGGAAAAAGUUGAGUCAAAUGUGAUAAAUUUUGUGGAAGAAAGUCAGACGAGUCAUGAAGACUACUCGAGCUAUGAUAAUGACCAGAACUUCAACGAUGAUCAGUCAGAAUUCACAAAUUAUGAACCGCCAUCGAAACUGCUUAAAACUGACGACUCAAGAUGUGAAAAUUGUAAUUGCCAUAAAGCUUCAGUCAUCAAUCACGAGCUGAAUGAGAAAAUUAAACAAUAUUUUCGAAAGCCAUUGCAAAAAGGUGGGAAAUGGAAGUGUCAUAUAUGUCAGAAGGAAUAUGCUGGCCAUUUAAAUAAUAUGAAGGAACAUCUGUCAAUAAUUCAUAAAGACAUCGCACAAAUGCUUGGGUUAACAAUGAAAAUAAGAGCAAGGAACAAAGAUAAGAUGAGCAGUGAUGCAAAGUCAGACAAUUCGGGCGAUGGAAGCUUCUCUGACUUUGUGCUGCAUAACAAUUCUAAUUAGAAUUUUAUAAGAUAUUGGUGGUUGCUGAUUAUUUUAAGGGAAUUGUACUUCGAUAGCUGUUUUUAUUAAAUUUAAAGAAAUAAGUCAGUGCUUCUCAAACUUUGCUCCACGACACAUUUUUUGGUUCAAGAACUUCAGGAUUGUCGUUAAAUUUGAACUAAAUUAGUAGUUAAGUGUGUCGUGUGAUAACAAAUUUGAGCAGGAAUCGUUUGAGCCAUUGGAUAUCCUUAAUGUUCCUCUAAUAAAUAAAACCUUAGAUAAUAAAUUAACUUAAGUAAUAAAAAAUUGUUUUAAAACUUA